AACACACACAGGACACCUGGUUCUAACCUUCAUCUGCCCCUCUGGCCAUCUGCUCAUCUCCUCCGACACUGCACCACCGACCAUGACUCCACGAACCAUGACUCCGAUUACCAAGACUCUGACAAUCAUCGGGGCUAUCGUUGCCAUGUUUACCAUUCUUUGGUACACGAUGUAUACUCCAAGCCCGUCAUCGGAAACCAGCCCCCCCAACAUAGGACUGUCCCUCGCGCAGACCGAGACAGAGCCUGUGAUGCCCUCCGAGCAGGAAGCAACAUUACACGUCUGCGAGGCCUACACGCUGGCCAAGAGGUACCGACCUGGCCUUACCGAACCGCCCAACUUCUACGACUGGUUGCAAGUCUCCACGGUCUUUGAUGAGAAGGAAGUGAUGCAGGUACUCGAAGACCGCAAUACGCCACUCAUGAAUCUCCAGAUGCAGAUGCUGCGUGAACCGGACGAUGACGAGGCCUACGGGAUGGGGAGGACCUGGGGUAGGAUGACUGGGGAUAUAACGAGCGACUCUAUUCGCGAGAGGCAGCGCGAAAUCAACCUCAAUUCCGCCAUCGCCUACGUUCUGUUGCGGGAGGAGGAGAAGAAUAUCUACGACCAGGUGUUUCUUCCGCUGCUGGACGACCGGCUGAAGGACGAGGCCUGCUUCAGGCCGAAGUGGGAUCGUGUAGAGGAGAAAUGCAAGGACCUCUAG
Ilyonectria robusta is the source of this 703-nucleotide messenger RNA. RefSeq lists its product as uncharacterized. NCBI's taxonomy places the organism in Eukaryota, Fungi, Ascomycota, Sordariomycetes, Hypocreales, Nectriaceae. The record is from RefSeq and is a predicted model, not a curated record. The transcript is spliced from 2 exons. The coding region runs from base 83 to 703 and encodes 206 amino acids.